This is a messenger RNA of Pyrus x bretschneideri (Chinese white pear), 2787 nucleotides long. RefSeq names its product dolichyl-diphosphooligosaccharide--protein glycosyltransferase subunit STT3B. The coding region runs from base 227 to 2470 and encodes 747 amino acids. Gene Ontology annotation, molecular function: oligosaccharyl transferase activity. The record is from RefSeq and is a predicted model, not a curated record. Gene Ontology annotation, cellular component: membrane. Lineage: Eukaryota; Viridiplantae; Streptophyta; Magnoliopsida; Rosales; Rosaceae. The transcript is spliced from 6 exons.
UGAUCCUUGAUCCUUGAUCCUUGUCUGUCGUGCUCGUGUCGUCCCUAAGGCGAGUGAUCGCACUCGUAAUCGCAGGAGCAGAUCCCCUUCGUAAUCCUUGAUCCUUGCCUGUCGUGCUCGUGUCGUCCUUAAAAUGUCACUCCUAGUGAAUUGCAACUGACAAGUGAAAACCCCUGAAAUUCAGUUCGCUCCAGUUCAUUUCUUUCUCAAAGGAAACACAAACAUCAUGGUCGGAAAAACGGAGCCCCUCAACGGCACUGCCACCACGAAAACCGGCCAAUCUCCUUCGCCAUCUUCGCCCCAAGCCACAUCUAUGUCAGGUCUCCUCGGCAACUUCUCGUUCAAAACCCUGAAACUGAAGACCAAGCAGCAGGAGCUCCUGAUCCGAGUCUCCAUCCUCUGCUUGGUCUACGUCCUCGCCUUCAUCACCCGCCUCUUCAGCGUCCUCCGCUACGAGUCCAUGAUCCAUGAGUUCGAUCCCUAUUUCAAUUACCGUACUACCCUCUACCUCACCGAGAAGGGCUUCUACGAAUUCUGGAACUGGUUCGACUCUGAGAGUUGGUACCCCUUGGGUCGGAUCAUCGGCGGCACCCUCUACCCUGGCCUCAUGGUCACCGCCGCCAUCAUCUACUGGGCCCUCCGAUUCCUCAGCUUCGCCGUACACAUUCGCGAAGUCUGCGUCAUGACCGCUCCAUUUUUCGCCUCCAACACCACCCUCGUAGCAUAUUUCUUCGGUAAAGAGAUUUGGGACACCGGCGCCGGCCUUGUCGCCGCCGCAUUGAUCGCCAUUUGCCCCGGCUACAUCUCCAGAUCGGUGGCCGGCUCCUACGACAAUGAGGGUGUCGCCAUUUUCGCCCUGUUGCUGACGUUUUACUUGUUCGUCAAGGCCGUCAAUACUGGCUCGCUCGCUUGGGCGUUGGGCUCCGCAUUGGGCUACUUCUACAUGGUCUCGGCCUGGGGAGGUUAUAUCUUUAUAAUCAACUUGAUUCCCCUUUACGUUUUGGUGCUUUUGAUCACCGGGCGAUAUUCCAUGAGGUUGUAUGUCGCCUACAAUUGCACUUAUAUUCUUGGAAUGUUGCUCGCUAUGCAAAUUCGCUUUGUCGGCUUUCAGCACGUUCAGUCUGGGGAGCACAUGGCUGCCAUGGGCGUCUUCUUCUUGAUGCAGGUAUUUUACUUCUUAGAUUAUGUCAAGCACCUACUAAGUGACUCUAAGAUGUUUCAAGCCUUUUUAAGGAUCACUGUCACCUGCGCUGUAGGCGUUGGUGGUGUUGCCUUGGGAGUCGGCACUGCAUCUGGCUAUAUCUCUCCAUGGACAGGGCGGUUUUAUUCCUUGCUAGACCCAACAUAUGCCAAGGAUCACAUUCCUAUUAUUGCAUCUGUCUCUGAGCACCAACCGACGGCUUGGUCAUCUUUUAUGUUCGAUUUUCAUAUCUUGCUCUUCCUUUUCCCUGCCGGUCUCUACUUCUGCUUCAAGCGUUUGUCAGAUGCCACCAUAUUUGUGGUAAUGUAUGGUCUUACAAGCAUGUACUUUGCUGGUGUCAUGGUUCGGUUGAUUCUUGUUGCCACACCUGCAGUUUGUCUUAUUAGUGCCAUUGCUGUCUCCGCGACUAUAAAGAAUUUGACACAGUUGGCAAGGGCAAAGGACAAGGUUUCCCAAACUGGUUCCACCAAAGGCGCCAGCAGCACAAAGGGUUCUUCAAAGGGUUCAAUUGAUCAAUCUCAGCCUUUUCAAAAAAAUGGUGCUCUUGUCUUACUCUUUGGUGCAUUCUACUUGCUUAGUAAGUAUGCAACUCACUGUACCUGGGUCACGUCAGAGGCAUACUCAUCUCCCUCAAUUGUUCUGGCUGCGAGGGGUGCCCAUGGGAACAGGGUCAUAUUUGAUGAUUACCGUGAGGCAUACUUUUGGCUUCGUCAGAAUACUCCUCCAGAUGCUAAAGUGAUGUCAUGGUGGGAUUAUGGGUACCAAAUCACUGCAAUGGGAAACAGAACUGUUAUAGUGGACAAUAACACCUGGAACAAUACGCACAUUGCUACAGUUGGGCGUGCAAUGUCAUCUUAUGAAGAUGAGGCAUAUGACAUAAUGAGAUCGCUUGACGUCGACUAUGUCUUAGUUGUAUUUGGUGGUGUUACUGGUUAUUCUUCUGAUGAUAUCAACAAAUUUCUGUGGAUGGUGAGAAUUGGGGGUGGAGUAUUUCCUGUGAUUAAGGAACCUGAUUACCUUGUUAAUGGUGAAUAUCGUGUUGACAAAGGUGCAGCUCCCAAGAUGUUGAACUGUCUCAUGUACAAGCUGUCUUACUAUCGAUUUGGAGAGCUGACGACAGAGUAUGGCAAACCACCUGGGUAUGAUCGUGCACGGGGGGUUGAAAUUGGAAAUAAGGAUAUCAAACUUGAAUACCUGGAAGAGGCAUUCACAACAUCGAAUUGGAUUGUUCGUAUUUACAAAGUGAAACCACCAAAUAAUAGGUGGUAAGCCCGGCUCUCUUGCGGCUACAAGGAAGGAAGGAAAGGACAAUAGUGAAGGAACAUGGGUAGAUGAAAGGCGGAGAGAUUGGAGUCUUGAGAUAUAGUUUUCAGAGAUAGUAAAAGCGUAAUUUUCUUUUCUUAGACUUGGUUUGUGGCACUGAAGUUACUGAUCUCAUCCGGAACCCUUAAUUGGAAGGCCGUCUUUUUGCCUCUGAAUUACAACGGUUUUGUUCAUUGUAUCGUUGAGAGAUUUUACAAUGUAACAUUUGAGCAGUUUUCAUUUAAGUCGUACUAUAAAUUGUUAAAUUUAGCGCGUUAUCAUAA